AUGAAGAAAGAGACAUCCGAUGUCAUUUGUCAUUCAUUGAAAAUUUGCCGAACUGAUCCUGGCCAACCAGAAUGUCGAUUGUAUCAGCCCAAGUCAUCGUCACCAUCAUCUAUCUCUCUCGAACAAAGAGGAUUGAAUCUUCGUCAAAACCAUCCAUCACUUCUUCCUUUACUCUCAUCGAAAAUCUGUACUAUUCCAGGUAUUGAUGAAAUCUGUAAAAUUCUUGAACAUGUCUUUCAGAAUCAUGUACCUCUUGUCGAUAUUGAUGGUGAUCGAUUCGGUACGGAAUCAACAUUUCGUGGUAGUUCAUGGCGUGGUAAAGAUUGUAAUGAUUUAUCAUCAAAAAUUCGACCAGGUGCACGUUCUGUAAAAGGUGAUUUUGUUAUUGACCAUAAUUGUAAUGGAAUCUUUGGCAUGGAUUCAUCAACAAAUCGACCAUGGGAAGAUGAAUUAUGUAAUGAUACACAACAAAUAGGUGUUGCCAUAUUAGGUGACUCUGUUUCUGCUCAUUUUCAUAUUCCCGAACAAUGGCUUGAUGCCAGUCAAGCAUCAUCAUCUGUAUUUGAACAUAUGCUGUUUAUUAUUGAGAAUGAACUCGAUUGGCCACAAUUAUCUGGUUCAACAGGUUAUCUCAAUAUCUCUUGGCCGAACAUUGCAGGUGAGCAAAAAAAAACAAUUCGAUAG
Molecule: messenger RNA, 684 nt
Organism: Rotaria sp. Silwood1
Lineage: Eukaryota; Metazoa; Rotifera; Eurotatoria; Philodinida; Philodinidae
Source: the annotation of a GenBank genome assembly